This is a messenger RNA of Tachysurus vachellii, 576 nucleotides long. Its product is annotated as glutamyl-tRNA(Gln) amidotransferase subunit C, mitochondrial-like. Bases 1 to 390 code for a protein of 129 amino acids. Gene Ontology annotation, molecular function: glutaminyl-tRNA synthase (glutamine-hydrolyzing) activity. NCBI's taxonomy places the organism in Eukaryota, Metazoa, Chordata, Actinopteri, Siluriformes, Bagridae. Gene Ontology annotation, cellular component: glutamyl-tRNA(Gln) amidotransferase complex; mitochondrion. The record is from RefSeq and is a predicted model, not a curated record. The transcript is spliced from 4 exons. Gene Ontology annotation, biological process: regulation of translational fidelity; mitochondrial translation; glutaminyl-tRNAGln biosynthesis via transamidation.
AUGCCAGUUGUCCUGAAUCCAUCACUACAGUACAGUCUGUGUCUUGAAACCGCACCUACUAAAGUCUCUCUGGACCUUGUGGAUAAGUUGGAGAGACUUGCUCUUGUAGACUUUGGCAGCCAUGAAGGUGUUGAGUGUCUGGAGAAAGCCAUUCGCUUUGCUGAUCAGCUCCAUGUUGUUGGCACGGACGGUGUGGAACCAAUGGAUUCUGUUCUAGAGGACAGAGCUUUGUAUCUGAGAAAAAACACAGUGACUGAGGGAAACGGCGCAGAGGAACUUCUUCGACUCUCCAGAAUCACAGAGGAGGAAUAUUUUGUAGCACCUCCAGGAAACAUCCCUCUUCCGAAGAGAGAGGAGCGAACCACCAUGCUGAAGCACUCAGAGCUCUGAGAUAAAAAAUAUCCAAUGAGACAAACUGUUCCAAUAAACAUGUUCCUACUUAAACUCACUGCUCUAUACAUUAACACACAUGAUCACUGAUUAAGUUUUAGUGAUUGCUGUAUCCAGGUCAGGUUCAGGGUGGAUGUAGAGUUGAUCACUGGGGUUUAAUUGUAAAUGACCUUCUUAGCACAGAUU